ACGAACAGGAGGCGGUGAGAGCUCAAAAAAAAACAGAGAAGCAGCAGUUGCGGCGACGUCGUGGAGCCGCAUAAUAGGACCCGUUGUUAGUCAUUUCGGCUGAGGGGGUGGUGGUUCUGGCUGUGAUGGAACGGUGGGCCACCGGGUCUGGCGCUCUCCAGCGUGCCGAGCCCGAACGCUCGAGCUGAUUUAUGUGGAUGAUGGAUUCAUUGACAGCUUGCCAAUAUUGAAUUAAUAUGUGCAUAUACAUAGAAUUUAGGGAGAUGACAGGAUGAAACGCAACAGACAUCUGAGCAGCAGUGACAGUUCAGACAAUGAGAGUCCUUCAACAUCAUGGUCAUCCCAUUCCAAGUAUCGAGGUGACAGGCAUGCCUCAACAAGUGGAAAGAAGAAGCCUGCUGAGGUAUUCAGGAAGGAUCUCAUCAGUGCCAUGAAAAUUCCAGAUUCCCAUCAUGUGAACCCGGAUGAAUACUAUCUCUUGGCUGAUCAAUGGAAACAGGAGUGGGAAAAGGGAGUACAGGUUCCAGCCAGUCCAGAAACAAUUCCAAGUUCAUCUGUCAGGGUUAUUUUAGAAAAAGUGAAGGACAUUUUAUUUACUAAGCCACGGAAGUAUAUUCGAUGCUCCAGCACAGAGUCCACAGAUCCUGGAUAUGUUAAUAUGUUGGAACUUGCAGAUAGCGUAUGCCGCUAUGACUUGGAUGAUAUGGACAUUUAUUGGUUGCAAGCAGCAAAUGAAGAGCUGAGAGAAAUGGGCUGUAGCUUGAUUCCUGAAAACACUAUGGAGAGAACUAUAGAAGCACUGGAACGUCAUUGCUAUGAAAAUAUGAACCAUGCCAUAGAGACUGAGGAAGGGCUUGGGAUCGAGUAUGAUGAAGAUGUUAUCUGUGAUGUAUGUCGUUCUCCUGAUAGUGAAGAAGGAAAUGAGAUGGUCUUCUGUGACAGGUGUAAUAUCUGUGUCCAUCAAGCUUGCUAUGGGAUUCUAAAAGUGCCUGAAGGGAGCUGGUUGUGUCGUACUUGUGUCCUUGGAAUUUAUCCGCAGUGUCUUUUGUGUCCAAAGCAAGGCGGAGCAAUGAAAGCCACACGUGCCGGAACCAAGUGGGCACACGUUAGCUGUGCCUUGUGGAUUCCUGAGGUCAGUAUUGCCUGCCCAGAAAGAAUGGAACCAAUUACUAAGGUGUCUCACAUUCCUCCAAGCCGAUGGUCGUUAGUCUGUAACCUUUGCAAAUUGAAGACUGGUGCUUGUAUUCAGUGCUCAGUGAAGAGCUGCAUCACAGCCUUUCACGUAACUUGUGCUUUUGAACACAGUCUGGAGAUGAAGACAAUCCUGGAUGAUGGUGAUGAGGUGAAGUUCAAGUCCUACUGCCUCAAACAUAGUAAGAACAGGCAGAGUCAAGAAGAUGACUCUGAGCCAAGUGCGAAGAUCAGUGAGCAAAAACAGAAGCAGAGUGAAACAGAGAAGAAAGGCCUGCGUGCGCAGAAGCUUCAGGAGCUGGAGGAAGAAUUUUAUACCUUAGUGAGGGUUGCCGAUGUAGCCAGUGAACUGCAUUUCUCUGAGCAGGUGGUGGAAUUUAUUUUUGAGUAUUGGAAACUGAAAAGGAAAAGCAACUUCAGUAAACCAUUACUACCUCCAAAGGAAGAUGAAGAAAAUUGCUUGGGCCAGCAAAAGGAGGACAGAAUUCAUUCCAGAAUGAAGAUGUUCAUGCAUCUACGCCAAGACUUAGAAAGGGUGAGGAAUCUUUGUUACAUGGUCAGCAGAAGAGAGAAAUUGAAAUUGUCACAAAGUAAAGUGCAAGAACAACUUUUCAAUUUGCAUAUUCAAGUUAUGAAUCAGCAUGCUGCUGCAGGGUUGCCUUUGCCAUUCCCGCGGGAAGGACUGAUGUUCCAUGACCCUCCAAGAAUCACGAUAAAGUUAAAAGCAACGCCAAAAUCUUCACGAAGUGUCAACAGUAGUUCCGCUGCUGCUGUCAAUGGUCCACUGUCCCUCAAUGUUGAAAGUAGCUUGUACAGUAAAAACAAUUUGGCAAUGCCACAAGGCUCCAGAACUAGUGAAAAGAAGUUACAGUCUCAUCACUGGCAUAAACACGAGGAAAGAAGCAAUGGGCUAUUAUUGACAGGUAUCCACCACAAACAGGAUCUUCAGGCAGGUAAUUCUUUACUGUCCACUGAAUGUCAUGUGGAGCAGACAUCUGGUAAGCCAUCAGCACUUCAUAUACCACUACGUGGACAAUCAUCUAAUUCCAACGGAAAGACUCGAGACAGCAAUAAUCCAGAUUUGCAUAAAUCAAAUGGCUUAUCGGGCAGGUCGGGCAUUGUAAUUCAGAGAGACUGUUCUAGUCAAACCUACGAUAAAGUGACAACUCUUACAAAUCAUUUUGCCAAUCAGGGUACUUUCAGAAAAUCAAAAUUGGGAGAAUUUGGCCAGUCUUGUAAAGAUAGAUUGGACAAUUUAGUGAGGACUUCGGAAGAUUUCCGAAACUGUGAAAAGCCUAUACGGAGAUCGUCCGCUAAGGAUCGCCUGUGGAGCAAGCAGCUUUCUGAGCAUCAGGCGAAGGCGGCCUAUCAGGACAAUGAUGGGUAUUGCCCCGAUGUUGAGUUGAGCGACUCAGAGACAGAAACUGACAUUAGACAAGAAAGGACCAGGCUAAGGAAAAGAAACUCUGAUGAAGAAAGUCCAGGCCAAGACUAUGGGAGAGAUUCUCGGUCACAUCAGCAUAACAAGGAGAGCAGAACCAAGUUAAACAUGCUUUGUCACAUCAGUUCAGUGCAGAGGUGAUCAAUACUUGAAUGAGGAUUUUGUGCUAUAUGUAAUUGAGCCAAUACUAUUCCACUUUUUUUUUAAAAUGCUCUCCAUGGGAAGGAAAUUUUGAACUAACUGCAAAUUGCACUCAAGAAUGACCUGGCCCAUGAACAGAAGAAUGACAACAUGUUUUUAUCAAAGAUUUUAAAGAUGCAAGUUUUCUUUAAUUGAAUGCCUUGUAGUGCUCUGGGGCAUUCUAAUUAAACUAUUAAGGAACCUCUUAAUUAUUUUUUUCUGACUAGCAUUGUUUUAUGUGCAGCAUGUUUUCAGGCACAACAGGCUGUACUGAAAGUUUUUGAUAAUCUUGUUGGGGGAAAAAUGAUUCUGCUAAUAAUUGCUUCCAAAAAAAAGUGUAAAGGUUUUCCCAAACUAAAAGCACUUGGCUUAGUGUCUUGCAUAGAAAGUAUGUUUUUCAUGAAAGGUUUUGCAUUGCCAUCUAGUCUUUAGUUAUUGUGCUGUAUAAAGUCUUUCACUGCUGUUUUUUUUCUUCUUUGUCUUAAGCUGAUUUUUCUCAUUCAUCUCCUACAUCCUAGGCCUCUUCCAUUGAGGUACAAUGGUAUUUCAACACCCUCUCCUCAUUGAGUUGUUCUGGCCAGCUUUGAACUUGCCUAAUCUUUUUGCUAGUUACAAGCAAUUACAAAUUUAAGCCUCCACAACUUAAAAACACCUUGUGCUCUCAUUAAAAUCUUCUGCCAAGGUUAAGUUACCGUGCUUCAAUUGUCUCAGACUAACCAAGUAGUUGCAAUUAAUUGCUUCCUUGUCUAGGAAAUCUCUAAGAUGAGAGGGUGGAAGUGAAAGCGUUGAUUUUUUUCCCCCUCCCCCAUGGAAAGGAAGCAGACAUCUUUUAAAUUACGGGAUAAGAUUUGGGAUGUCCUUGCUUUGGAGAGUAUUAUGGCAAUUCAUUACAUCUGUAUCACAUCCGACCUAGCACAAUGGUCGUGCACGUAAUUCCUGCUGCCAUGUUUUUUAACUACAUGAAACAUUACCUCAAAUUUGCAGCUUUUUUCAGUGUUGGCUCUUGGAUUUUAUAAUCAUGUGAUUUACUAGUAUGUUCACAGCUUUUUGUCAUGUUCAUGUACUAAAUCUUUUUUUAAAAACACUUUAUCAUGGAGAAUAUGUCUUGCCUUGCCUGCUUGCAACUGUAACCAGGGAAAACAAGAUUUUUUUUUAGCACCAUGUUCCUCUGUCAUCAGUAUUUGUAUUGGAUUUGUACAACCAAAAGUUCAAAGUUUACCAAAAACAGUACGUGAUGGGAGAGCCCAGUAAUAAAUCCAUUUAGUAGUCUUAAUAUUGAUGUUGGGAAAUGCUAAUUUAGUUUUUCUAUUUAAGCACUAAACUACACUGAAUUUGCACAAGCUAUUUAAUUCAGAAAUAAUAAAUCUUUCUCCUUUCCUCUUUCCUCCCUUUUCAACAGCCACUGUUGUUUUUGCCGUGUAGAGUGACAUAUUUAAUUUUGAAAAGGCAAUUUCUCGUCACAGGUUCACCCCAUUUUGAUGUUGUGACUGAAUUGUUUCAGUCAUAGCAUCAUAAGUUGUCGCAGGAGUAUGCCAAAUGGUCCCUUGUCCUGCAAAUUGCUCAGCAAGACCUUAACUUCACUUGCCCACUUAACUCCCUUGAUCCCAAUAUCCUUUGGCUUCUUUAACAUCCACAAAAUCUCAACAUUUUAGCAUGCAUGAUGACUGAGAUCCAUAGCCCUCUGGGAUAAAGAACUCUAGUGUAUUUAACCCUCUGAUUGAAGAAAUAAUUCCUUUGUUACUGAUCCUUUAUCCUUGGAUUCUGCUUCCAUAUUGAAAGCUCUCAUCCUGAGGAAACAACUAGUUAACUUUUAUCCCAUCAGUUUCAAUGACCUUGACUCAUUUUCCUGAACUCUGUCAGUGAAAGGUCAUUCUUAUUUACCUCCCAUGUAUGACAGUGCCCUCAUAACAAGAAUCAGUAGUGAAUCAGUACAGCACUGCCCUGCAAUGGGCAUGUCCUCCCAGAUCAAAACAAAUCAAACCCCGUGGCCUCACCAAAAGCCCUAUAAUAAUUUAGAAAAAAAUCACUUUAAUACUUGUACUCUAACCCACUUUCUGUUUAGGCCAGCUUGCAUUUCUAAUUUCUGUCAAUACUUGCAUGUUUUAACUCCAUAAGACUCGAAAAAAUUAGGGCAUUUGGCUUACUGAGUCUGCCUUGUCAUUCAGUCAUGGCUAAUUCAUUAUCCCUCUCAACCCUAUUCUCCUGCCUUCUCCCUCCAACCUUUAACAACUUAUUAAUCAAGAACCUAGCAAUCUCCGUUUUAAGUAUAUCCAAUAAUUUGGCCUCCACAGUCAUCUGAGGCAAUGAAUUCAACAGAUUCACCAUCCUCUAGCUAAAGAAAUUAAUCCUCGCCUGCCUUUCUAUUGAGGCUGAGCCCUUUGGUCUGAGAUUCUUCCACUAUUUGAAACAUCCUCUGUGUUCUCCACCUAUGCCUUGAAACUAAUGAAUGUUGAAAUGAGAUUUGCCCCUCAUUUUCUAAACUUCAGUGCGUAUAGGUGCAGAGCCAUCAAACACCAGAGCCAGCAACUAUCUUUCUUCGUUGAUUCUCAGAUCAUUCUUGUGAACAACUUCUGGAUCUGUUCAAAUGCCAGCACAUUUUUUCUUAGAUAUGGGGUCUAAAACUGCCCACCAUACACCAAAUCUGAUACGAUCAAUGCCUUUUGAAGUCUCAAGUUUUUCAUUUCAAAUCUCACUGUACACAAAUUAGUUUAUAUCUAUUGUGACAAAAAUCAUUAACCUGUCAAAAUUACCUUCCAUCUGUCCUCACUUUGCCCUAUUACUCAUCCAGACUAUAUCCUUUUGGAGAUUGAAUCAUCUUCAGUUUACUUUCCAAUCUGUCUUUGUAUUGUCAAGAAACGUGAAUAUAUAACACCCUGCCCUUCAUUUUAGUCAUUAAUGUAAGUUUAUAUAUAGCACUAAUCCUUGUGACACACCGCACCUCAAUAGUUAAAGUAUCAAGCUUGAAAAUGACCCAUUUAUUCCUACUGUUUUCAGUCUAAUCAUUUGUCUAUAUGAAUAUUUUACUCCCAAGCCCAUGAUCUCUUAUUUCAUUUAACAGCCCUUUGACAAAUUAUCAAAAACUUUUUGAACAUCCAGAUUAAUAUUCACUGUUUCCCAUGUUAGCUAUGUUCUCAAAAAAAUCUGUUGGGUCUACCAAUUUCUUUUACAUAAUAUUGUUGACUCUGCCAAGAUCAUUGAUUUUCCAAGUGCCCUGGGACCAUAUUCUUAAUAAUGGAUUUCCACUGUUUUCUCAACAACUAUGCCAGAUCUACUGAUCUGUAAUUCUUUAUUUCCUCUUUUUGACUGUUUAAAAAUCUAGAGUAUUUUGGAAAUGAAUAGUUAAUCCUGACGUUAUCUCUGCAGUCACCUUUUUUAAAAAAUUCUGAUAUGUAGACCUUUGGGUUAAGGGGGUUGGGGGGAGUCAGUUUUUAAUUGCCUUAAUUUCACCAGUGCUUUCUUUUUAUUUAUUAAUCUUAAUGCAAAUGACUUUUACAUCUCUAACCCUUAUUAGACCUGUAGUUCUCCACAAUCAUAGUGUUUUCUUUGUGUCUUCUGCUGCAAAGAUAAUAUAAAUAAUUAAUAUCUCAGCCUUUUCCAUAUUUUUAUUUUAUAAUUUCUCCCAUUUUUCUGUAAGGAUCUAUUUUAAUACUUUACUGUGCUCAAACUUUUAAAAAUCUUUUCAUUGCUGUUUAGUUUUCUUUUUCCAGGGGUCGAAAUCAUUGCUGGAACUAAAGAGUUGUUAAACAGCUCCCUUCAUGUCUUCCCCACUUGAUACCUAGCUUAUCAUUGCACCUGUGUGUUUGAUAGUGAGUUUGACUUUGACUUUAAAACAGUUCCUCUUCAAAUAAAUUUUCUUCGUAAACCAAUCUGUUCAUUUUAAAUUUCAUAUGCUGAGAUUUUUUUUAAAAUUCCGGAGCUGUGAUUCAUAUGCAAAAUGUCAUAGAUUAAAGAAGCAGUAGUUUUUAUAUAUAGCAGAUUUUAGAUGCUCUCAGUAGCAGAAGCAGUUGUAUAAUUUUUUUUGCUUCCUCUGGUGAAUAAUAUGCAUGGAACGUUUUGUGGUGCUACCAUAAUAAAUACUGCAAGUUAAACACCAUAGAGCUAUUGGUGCUGUCUUUUGCCUUCAAAUGAGGCUACUUAUUUUUGAAGAGAAUCUUUCAUCCUUCUCUAGAAAUGGAGUACUGUAAAAUGUUAGCACAACUCAUUCUAAAUAAUUGAAGAAAUGAAAGAAACUGGGCUGUCCUCAAUGUGUAUGAUGGUUCAUGUGUUCAGAUUCACUGUUCUCUUUAAAGUAUGAAUCUUUGUUACCUGAAUUUUGUGUUUAUGUACUUCAAUUGUUUUAUAUAUUGAAAAUUCUGGAGUUUUGUCACUGACAUUUUUUCCAGGACAUUCUCUUUUACAGGUAGUUUUCUGAUUAAAAAUAGCAAAAACAAUGCACAAAAUGCUGUUUAGUUCUUUCGUGUAUUCUAGGCAUGCUUGCACUGCACUUAUUAAAUUUAAA
Molecule: messenger RNA, 7310 nt
Organism: Mobula hypostoma (lesser devil ray)
Lineage: Eukaryota; Metazoa; Chordata; Chondrichthyes; Myliobatiformes; Myliobatidae
Gene: jade3
Product: jade family PHD finger 3
Exons: 12
Coding region: 272-2773 (833 amino acids)
Biological process (GO): regulation of transcription by RNA polymerase II
Cellular component (GO): histone acetyltransferase complex
Source: RefSeq, a predicted model, not a curated record